Messenger RNA from Cladophialophora carrionii CBS 160.54, 1050 nucleotides. RefSeq lists its product as uncharacterized. The transcript has 2 exons. NCBI's taxonomy places the organism in Eukaryota, Fungi, Ascomycota, Eurotiomycetes, Chaetothyriales, Herpotrichiellaceae. Bases 1 to 1050 code for a protein of 349 amino acids. The record is from RefSeq and is a predicted model, not a curated record. Gene Ontology annotation, molecular function: metallopeptidase activity.
AUGUCUCCUCUCGCGUUUCUCAAGACCUCGCUUGUCAUAUUCGUGUCUCUACUCCUUGGCCUCACCGCCGUGUCAGCGCGAGAGAGCCUAGUCCGCCCUCCGAAUUUUCCGGUCAUUGGCGGCCCACAGCUCCCAGAUGCACAAAUUGGCCUUUUCUAUCAGAGCUUUCAAGAUGCCAUCUUCCUAGCGAAACACGCUGCCAUGUACUGGCCGUGCGAUCCGACAGUUGAUAAGACGUUCCUCCGCUAUUUUCGCCCCGAGAAUGCGCGUUUUGUGAAGGACAUCUUCAGAACCAUCGCCAAUAUCCCCCUGGACCUGGAUCUCACAGACAAAGACGCCGUAGCGCAGCUAGCAGGUCAACCGCUAUCAUACCAUCCCAAGUACAACCGAUUGUCGAUCUAUUUUCUAGGAGACCAUCCUGGGCUCCCCACAGACCCGAGCGCUCGACUAUUCUGUGGCAAUUCUGGCAAGAAACAGGCACACACGAGGUCUGAACCUGACGGGUCCAGCGCACUGAUGUCGGUGUGUAAGGUAACUUUCCGGAGCAGCCCGAUGCUCAAGGACGUGACGAACCCCCCUGCUUGGGCAAUAGAUCCAAACAAAGACCAAACCCACAAAACACAAUUCUAUGACGGGUUCGGUUGUGAGAACCUCGGGGACACCGACAGUGACUAUAUGGACAGCCCCGCCGCCGUAGUUCUGCACGAGCUGUUGCACUUCCCUGGCCUCUUUGCUGACGUCCCCAGCUAUGCUGCCAUGAUUCCCACCAGAAGUGGACAACCAGAGCAUCUCAUUGAAGACUGGUGGGGACCUUCUCCAAUCGAUGGUUAUGGCGCCUACAACGCGAUGCUCAUCAGCAAGACUCCUCCCAAGGAUCGGAAUGGACGGAGGUUUCUGCCAAUCUACAAUGCCGACAACUACGCGUGGUACGCCAUCAGCAGCUAUUUUUCCAGAAAGUGCACCAAAGAGUUCCAGGAUGCUCCAAAUGACAAGGCCGUCUGGAAGAAUCGUCACCCACCGCCCUGGCCAUUCGACGUUUCGCCGGUAUAG